Molecule: messenger RNA, 249 nt
Organism: Rotaria sp. Silwood2
Lineage: Eukaryota; Metazoa; Rotifera; Eurotatoria; Philodinida; Philodinidae
Source: the annotation of a GenBank genome assembly
AUGUAUUCAUUUCUAGCUUGGAUAUUUAUUGAUCUGAUUUUUUGUUCUCUUAUAAUAUUUACUAAACAACAAUAUACACCAGAUUGGUCUUCAUUAGACAAACGUCCAUUACCCACGUGGAUGUGGUGGGCAUGGAAAGGAAAUAAUCCAAAUCCUGAUACUGUAGCUUUUAUGAAUAAAAAUUAUCCACCUGAUUGGACUUAUGCCGAUUUUGCUGAACAAUUUCAUGCUGAACUUUAUGGUAACUAA